AAAGGGUGCAGAGGGAGAGACAAAAAAGCAUACUCCAACCGCUCCUCCUCUCUCUGCAUCUUUGGGACCUCCCUUUCCCCCUCCUAAAGGCACAUCCUUUACUUGUUACUUGCACGUGAAAAGGAUGCACUCUCUCUUCUUUGUUUUUUAUCAGUAAAAUCCAUGGGUCUGUUUCUCAAUCUAUAAAUAUUUCUCUCUACCUUACAAAGCUACAAUGCUGAUGGCGUUCAUUGCAAUGCACACUACCAGUGCUGCAAGCAACUUUCCAUGUAGUUUCAAAUACUGAAGGAAAAACGAAAAACUGCGUGGUCUUCUUAAGCGGUCUCUCUCUCCCUCUCUCGCGCUGUAGUUCGUUUAGUCUGGCUUGUUGGUCACUUGGUACCGGUCUCCUUAAGUUGUCUCUCUCUCUCUUCUCUCUCGCUGUAGUUCGUCUAGUCUGGCUUGUUGGUCAUUUGGUCUAUCGUCCUCUACCUUUCUGCCGCUUUUGAGACGGGUGGUCGUUCUUAAGGCUCAUUUUUUGGCCUUCAUUGAGACGGGUGAGCGUUCUUGAAAGGAUAGAUGUGUUUCGCUUCGUUUUCUGGAAAGUAGUGGAAAUGCAAAUGAACCGUUUCCAUUUUCCAAGUUGGUUUCUGGGUUCCUUUUACUUCUUGAAAUCUUGAAACUGAUUUUCUUGGACUGAUUCUACCACAUAUUGGGCAUCUGAUAUUGUCGAUAUUGUGCUGGAGCAAGAAAGAAAUCCAGUUAUUUUGCCUACGGUGGAGCUUUGUUUCCACUUGAAUACUUGACUUGCGCUUUGUGUUGCCUUUUUCAAGAACUCAUGCCUCUAGGCCAGAUGAAUGAUAGUGCAGGGUAUCAUAUAGUAACAAGUAACAAUGUUCAGAACCCAUCGAUACCAUCCCAAUCCAAGGAGGUUCCUCUUCAGAAGCCCCUUCAGAAUGGCAGAGGCAAGAGAAGGCACAGAGGCAGAAGAAAGUCGGUGCGAAGUAAUAUUUAUCCACGCUCUGACGCCAGAAUUUGCUCUACUGAGGCGCCAGAAAUUCGUUCCACUGGAUUUCCGGUACCGGAUGUUCCCACCAGCAACGAAAGUUGUGUAGUGAGCAUGGAGGUUGGGCCUUCUGCUUCUGGCAAAGCUCUCAGAUUCCCUGCUAGGCCUGGUUAUGGACAGGCUGGGGUGAAGUGCUUGGUGAAGGCCAACCAUUUCUUUGCUGAGCUUCUUGAGAAAGACUUGAACCACUAUGACGUGACUGUAACUCCAGUGGUUGCUUCAAAAAGUGUGAAUAAGGCUAUUAUGGCGGAGCUAGUGAAGCUAUACAGGGAAUCGGAUUUGGGUAUGAGGUUGCCUGCCUACGAUGGAAGAAAGAGCUUAUACACUGCUGGAGUAUUUCCUUUCACUUCAAAAGAAUUCAUUGUUAAACUUGUGGCUGAAGAAGACGGAAUUCAUGGUCCCAAAAGGGAAAGGGAAUUCAAGGUCACAUUAAAGUUCAUUGCCAGAGCCAACUUGCACCAUUUGACUGAAUUUCUUGCUGGUAGAAGAUCAGAAGCUCCCCAAGAAGCUCUUCAAGUCCUUGACAUUGUCCUUAGAGAACUAUCAGCCCAAAGGUACCGUGCUGUCGGAAGAUCAUUUUAUUCCCCUGAUAUUGGGAGGCCACAGCGACUUGGUGAAGGUUUGGAGUCAUGGUGUGGCUUUUAUCAAAGUAUAAGGCCUACACAAAUGGGUCUCUCUCUAAAUAUUGACAUGUCCUCAACAGCAUUUAUUGAACCACUUCCAGUAAUUGAGUUUGUAGCUCAAAUUCUGAACAAGGAGGUGUUGUCAAGACCAUUAUCUGAUACAGACCGUGUAAAAGUCAAGAAGGCUCUUAGAGGCGUAAAAGUUGAAGUCACACAUCGGGGAAAUGUGAGAAGGAAAUACCGGAUUUCAGGGUUGACAUCACAACCAACAAGGGAACUCAUGUUUCCAGUCGAUGAUAAAUGCACCAUGAAAUCUGUUGUCGAGUACUUUCUGGAGAUGUAUGGCUUCAUCAUCCAACACUCUCACCUUCCAUGCCUUGAAGUGGGGAACCAGAAGAAGGCCAAUUAUUUACCAAUGGAGGCUUGUAAAAUUGUGGAGGGCCAAAGGUAUACCAAACGAUUGAAUGGGAAGCAAAUUACAGCUCUUCUCAAGGUGACAUGUGAGAGACCAAAGGACAGGGAAAUGAAUAUUUUGCAGACUGUCUAUCGCAAUGCAUAUGACCAAGAUCCAUAUGCACAGGAAUUUGGUAUUAAAAUAAGUGAAAAGCUUGCAUCUGUUGAGGCUCGGAUUCUGCCUGCACCAUGGCUGAAGUAUCAUGAGACUGGAAAGGAAAAAGACUGCUUGCCUCAUAUUGGCCAGUGGAAUAUGAUGAAUAAGAAAAUGAUCAAUGGUAGUAAAGUUAGUCAUUGGGCAUGUAUAAACUUCUCACGAGGUGUUCAACAGAGUGUAGCAUCCACCUUUUGCAAUGAGCUGGCACAGAUGUGUCAAGUAUCUGGCAUGGAGUUCAAUCCAGAAUCUGUAAUACCAAUAUAUACAGCCAGACCUGAACAGGUAGAGAAAGCUCUUAAGCAUGUAUAUAAUGCAUCGAUGUGCAAACUCAAGGGCAAAGAAUUGGAACUCCUUGUGGCAAUUUUACCCAACAACAAUGGUUCUUUGUAUGGGGAUCUCAAGAGGAUAUGUGAAACUGAUCUAGGCUUAAUAUCUCAAUGCUGUCUCACAAAGCAUGUAUUCAAGAUAAGCAAGCAGUAUCUGGCCAAUGUCUCACUGAAAAUUAAUGUAAAAAUGGGAGGAAGAAACACAGUCCUUUUGGAUGCCAUUAGUUGGAGAAUACCUUUGGUUAGUGAUAUACCCACUAUAAUAUUUGGAGCAGAUGUGACUCACCCAGAGACAGGGGAAGAUUCUAGUCCAUCAAUUGCAGCUGUUGUAGCCUCCCAAGAUUGGCCAGAAGUUACACAGUAUGCUGGACUGGUUUGUGCCCAAGCUCAUAGGCAGGAGCUUAUACAGGAUUUGUACAAGACAUGGCAUGAUCCAGUUCGUGGCACUGUUAAUGGUGGCAUGAUCCGGGACCUCUUGAUUUCAUUUAGAAAAGCGACAGGCCAGAAGCCUCUGAGAAUAAUAUUCUAUAGGGAUGGUGUUAGUGAGGGCCAGUUCUAUCAGGUGCUGUUGUAUGAGUUAGAUGCAAUUCGGAAGGCCUGUGCAUCCUUGGAACCGAAUUAUCAACCACCAGUGACCUUUGUUGUCAUUCAAAAGCGGCAUCAUACAAGAUUGUUUGCCAGUAACCAUAAAGACAGGGGAAGCAUGGAAAAGAGUGGCAACAUUCUUCCUGGCACUGUCGUGGAUUCAAAAAUUUGCCAUCCUUCUGAGUUCGAUUUCUACCUGUGCAGUCAUGCUGGGAUACAGGGCACCAGCCGGCCUGCUCAUUACCAUGUUCUGUGGGAUGAGAAUAAUUUUACAGCUGAUGGAUUGCAGUCCUUGACCAACAACCUGUGUUACACAUAUGCAAGAUGUACCCGCUCUGUCUCUGUUGUUCCACCUGCUUACUAUGCACACCUUGCUGCAUUCCGGGCAAGAUUCUAUAUGGAGCCUGAUGUGCCAGAGAAUGGUUCUCCUCCAGGUGAUUGUGGCUUGGUGUCUACUCAAAAUGGUUGCUCAUCGGGUGUGCGGCCUUUGCCUGCUUUAAAAGAGAAUGUGAAGAAAGUUAUGUUCUACUGCUGAAAAACUAAAGAAGGAUUAUCUCUUCUCCGUUAGUUCUUCAUUGUAUAUAUGUACUAGUGAUUAAUGUUUCUUUUUCCAUUA
Nymphaea colorata (pocket water lily) is the source of this 3805-nucleotide messenger RNA. Its product is annotated as protein argonaute 10-like. Lineage: Eukaryota; Viridiplantae; Streptophyta; Magnoliopsida; Nymphaeales; Nymphaeaceae. The record is from RefSeq and is a predicted model, not a curated record. Bases 818 to 3724 code for a protein of 968 amino acids. Gene Ontology annotation, cellular component: cytoplasm. Gene Ontology annotation, molecular function: RNA binding; protein binding. The transcript is spliced from 23 exons. Gene Ontology annotation, biological process: regulatory ncRNA-mediated post-transcriptional gene silencing.